Molecule: messenger RNA, 14389 nt
Organism: Stegostoma tigrinum
Lineage: Eukaryota; Metazoa; Chordata; Chondrichthyes; Orectolobiformes; Stegostomatidae
Gene: tsn
Product: translin
Exons: 6
Coding region: 238-933 (231 amino acids)
Biological process (GO): RNA metabolic process
Cellular component (GO): nucleus; cytoplasm
Molecular function (GO): RNA binding; single-stranded DNA binding; sequence-specific DNA binding
Source: RefSeq, a predicted model, not a curated record
AAUAAGAUUGGAGUUCUUCCGUGGCGAAUUUUUCAAAAAAAAAAUAAAAAUAGCGACAUGCGUGCAUUUAAAAGCAAGACAAAAAUCAAGCGCUUAGUCUGGACAGACAUUGGAUGCGACGAGCUGCUGGGAAGGACCCUUGUCGCGUGUGUCCAGUUGCCGUGAGGGAAACGGAGGAGCCGCCGCUUCGUUGGGGGACGGUGCGCGCGGUCCAUCGGUUUUGGUGUCGUGGCGGUGAUGUCGGUAACGGAUUUGUUCAGCGUGAUCCAGAGCUCCCUGUCGGCGGACCAGGAUGUGAGGGAGGAAAUAAGAAAAGUUGUCCAGGUCCUUGAACAGACAGCUCGUGAGAUACUUACCCUGCUGCAGGCUGUCCAUCAGACAUCCGGCUUAAAAGACGUAAUGAAGAAGUGCCAGAAAGCACGUGAACAUUUUGAAGCUGUGAGGACACAUCUGGAUGAACUGAAAACCAAAUUCCCUGCAGACCAGUAUUACAGAUUUAACGAGCACUGGAGGUUCGUGCUGCAACGUCUCAUCUUCCUGGCAGCGUUUGUCGUCUAUCUGGAGUCUGAAACCCUGGUGACCCGGGAAGCUGUUGCAGGAAUACUCGGAAUUGAAGUGCACCGAGACAGAGGCUUUCAUCUCGAUAUCGAGGACUAUCUUUCAGGACUGCUGAUCCUGGCUAAUGAACUGUCAAGGCUUGCUCUGAACAGCGUCACUGCUGGUGACUACUCCCGGCCCCUCCGAAUCUCCUCCUUUAUCAACGAGCUGGAUUCUGGAUUCCGCCUGCUCAACCUGAAGAACGACUCCCUGCGGAAGCGCUAUGAUGGCCUGAAGUACGAUGUGAAAAAGAUAGAGGAAGUGGUGUACGAUCUGUCAAUACGGGGGCUAGGCAAAGGAGACUCUCGCGUCGAGGGCAAGGUGCUGGAAAAAUAACUUCAGGUGGAGGCUGUGGGAAUGUGGUGUGUUGAAGGACAAAAACGCAUUAUUAACAGACAUGGUUUGUGAUGUAACCAUGUUGGUGGAAAGAGGGAAAAGUUUGGUUAUAAUAUUACCUAUGGCAAAGGGAAUGAUCCCGCACAGCCACAUUCUAGUAUUUAAGAGGUUUAAUUAAUUUCCCUCUGUGUGUUAAGGGGCGUUGGGUGCAUCUUUAUUUUCUUCAAGAGAAAUAUCCAUGCCACUGAUUAUUUUUCUAGUGAUGAGGUUUCUUGGAAAUAUAUAAUACAUUAUUGUCCUUAUCACUGAAGUUUUGCUCAGUUCAUUUAAUUUUAGAAUGGGCUUUUUUUUAAUGUAUUGUAAGUAGAAUAAACCAGAUGUAAAGUUUUGCAUGUGUUCUUACUUUUGGGGUGGUUUGCUGGGGCUAAGGUGAUGAUUCUGGAAUGACUUGGUUUAGAAAGAGGCCAUUCAGCCCACUGUGCUUGUUUGGAAUUCUAGGUUGAUGCAAUGAAUGGGAGAUCUGAGGGAAUCAGGUUGGGCCUGUACAUAUUGGUGUUUAGAAGUAUGUGAGAUGAUCUUCUUGAAAUGUAUAAAGAUCCUAAGGGGCCUUGACAGGAUAGUUGCUGAGAGGAGUCUUCUCCUUUAGAGAGAGACUAGCACUAGGAUGAGUGAUUAAAAGUAAGGAGUUGCCCAUCUCAAGGAGGUGAAGAGAAAUUUUUCCUGAGUGUUUUUUGUGGAAUUCUCUUCUCUAGACAGCAGUGAAGUCUGAGAUUGAUUCUUUAUUGACAAGGUAGUUAAAGGGUAUGGUGGAGCUGAGAUCAUAAUCAGACCAAACACAAGAUUAUUGAAUGACAGAGGAGGCUCAAUGGGAUGAAUGUCCUACUCCUGCUUCUAAUUCCUAUGUUAUAAUCCUGAAAAUGGGCAAGUGACUGGAAAAAGGAACUGCACACCAUCCCUGCAAAUUAAACAGUAAAAGUAGAUUCAAAGGUGGAUUUGUGGGUCAAACUAGUAAAAAUCAAUUUGUCAGGAAAUUCUUCUCACAAAUAGUAACAGUAUGUGAACUGACAGUACAUAGCAGAGUGGACGCAGUCACCAUGGAGUUGAGGGACUGUUGGAUGCUGCAAGGGACUUUUGGGUUUUUUAAAAACUCUGUGUAACAAGAUGGGCUGUCUGGCUUUGACAACACUGCCACUGCAGUAACUGGAACUGAAAUAAUUUCUCCACAAGAGGGCUCAGUCCUCCCAUAAUCCAGAACUGCCAGUUCAUUAACAUGUUUACAAUUGAAUGUAUUUCCUUGUUUCCGUCUUUGACUCUCUGUCUCAUUAUUUUCUUAACUCCUCUCCUACACCCUGCCCCAAGCUGCUGCCUUUUUGUGUGUGCUUUCAGAAAAUGGAACACUGGAGGGGUCAAGAGAGCCCAGGUUAUGUACAGAAGUUUGGGUUACUCUCCUUAGAGCAGAGCAGGUUAAGAUGGUGAUUCCUUGGAGGCGUUCAAAAUCGGGAAAGACUGUGACAAUAAAUAAGGAGACACUGCUUCUACUGGCAGAGGACAUUAGACCUAAGAUCACUAGCAAAAGAACCAAAGGAGCAAUGAGGAAUGUGCAGAGUUAUGAUCAGGCAUGCAAUGCCUGAAAAGUGGUGAAAGGACAUUCAACAGUAACUUUGAAAAGGGAUUGCCUAAAUACUUUUAAUACGAAAAAAAUUGUAAGGGGAAAGUGGGUCUACAGAGAGAGUGCUUUCAAGUAGCCAGCACUGGUACAAUGGGCUGAAUAGCCUCCUGUCCUGCAGGAAUCUAUCAUCCAGAGUAUAGUACAGAAUUGUAGAGAGCAAGCAGACCACAUUGGCUGCCUAGCUACUCUUCUUAAAAAGGAAAUCAACGGAUCUAAAUGUUUCACAACACAGCUCUGGAGCAAAGAUAACAGGGUGCAGAGCUAGAUGAACAGGCUUAGCGGCCUCAGAGGAGCAGGAAAGCUGGCGUUUCAGUUCUCAGCCUUCCUGCUCCUCUGAUGCUGCUUGGCCUACUGUGUUCAUCCAGCUUUACACCUUAUUACCUCAGCUUCUCCAGCAUUGGCAGUUUUUACUAUCACAACUUGAGAGCAGUGGUUCUUGAGCCUAGGCCUUCUGGAUCAGCAAUAGGGACACUAUCUCUGCACCACAAGCGCUGUCUAGCUCCUCUUGGUUUGCAACAAAGGUGAGUUUAAAUAAUUUACGUUUUUUUUUUAAAAACAUGCAUUUUUUUGACCAUCCGAUAGGUUUAUCAAGAACUUUUAAGUAUGAAGGAAACACCUUUGUGCCUUCUUUUAGAAUUGUGUUUUAAUUAUUGUAAGAUGCACAAUAAUAAACUAUACACACUUCAGUAACAUCUGGUCCAAAUUUUAAGUCAUAAGGAGUUACCUACAAUUAUGCUACAAAAAACCAUUCCAGAGAGGGGAAAAAAAAUUACAAAGUUAAAACACAGUUCACACAUUGGUUUCUCAUGAGUCUUGAGGUUUUAGGACAUACGUGCAAUUAUCUUCACGGUAGAACAACAGCCUGAAUCUUUUCAUGUACGUUUGCAAGUGGUAUUAACAAUAGCCAUGAUCCAGAUAUUGAUAAGCUAGCAAGCAUGAUGGAAAGAUAGUUCAUUUGGUGUCCUCCCAAGGAAGAGACAUAUAGCAAGGCGGCCUAGCUAAUGAGCACCUCAUAUAGACUAAGGUUUUUAAAAAAUUUAUUCACAGAAAGUGGGCAUUGCCGGCUGGGCCAGUUAUUGAGGUGGUGAUGGUGAACUGCUGCAGUCUUUUCCUUUUGCCUUUAUUCAUUCAUAGGCUGCGGCAUCACUGGCCAGGCGGCAUUUAUUGCCCAUCUCUAAUUGCCUAGAGGGCAGUUGAGUUAACCACAUUGCUAUGGGCCUGCAGUCACGUGUAGGCCAGACCAGGUAAGGAUGUCAAUUUUAUUCCCUAAAGGACGUUAGUGAACCAGAUGAGUUCUUCCCCAACAGUCAACAAUGGAUUCAUGGUCAUCAUUAUUUUCUUAAUUCUGCCAUCUGUCAUGGUGGGCUUUGAACCCAGGUCUCCAGAAUGUUAUCUGGGUCUCUGGAUUAACAGUCCAGAGAUAAUACAACUAGGCCAUUACUGUUGUUCCAAGAUUUUGACCCAGUGACACUGAAGAAAUGGUGAUGUAUUUCCAAGUCAGACUACUUUGAUAUAACUCGCAAGUGAUGGUGUUCCCCUGUAACCGCUACCCUGGUUUUUCUCGGAGGUGAUCAUGGGUUUGGAAGGUGCUGUCUUAGGGGCGUUAUUGAAGGGCAUCGUGUAUAUGGAACACAGUGCUGCCACUGUGGCAAAGGAAGUGAUUGUUGAAGGUGUUGGAUGUGGUUCCCAGUCGGCUGUUUUGUCCUUAUUGCUCUGUUUUAAAUAUAUAUCAGAUAUACCGCAUUGUGUGGGAGCUCUCGUAUGGCACAGUGGUAGCAUACCUACGCCUGGGCUGAGGGACCUGGUUACAAGUCCCACCUGCUCCAGAGGUGUACAAUAACAUCUCUGAACAUAGAAAAAUAGAUUAAAUCUUUUUGAAAAUUGGAGUUUGUGAGGCGUUAUGAAAACCAUAUGACACAACCAAGGCAGGUAGAUAGUUAAGAUACACAACAGCUAGGAUUUCACUGAAUGGUAGGAGACUUACAAGGGGCUGAAUGGCUGCCUCCUGUUCCUUAAAUCAUUUUAUAAAGAAAUAUUUGCCAGUACUUAGGAGCUGUCUCAUAGUAAGCAAUGUCUUGUUUCUAAUAAUUGAAUAAUGUUAUUAAUAUGCAGUAUUCGAUAGCUUCAAUAUUAGCUGGGCUUGAUGGUAAACACUGUCACACCUGUGUCAGAAGAUUGUGGGUUCGAGUAUGACUCCAAAGACAUAAGUACAAAAUCUAAACUCAUAAAUUAUGGGAAUGCUGUGCUUGCAAAUUAAAUAUUAAACCAACUCCACACCCCUGUGACAGGUACCCAAAGCACUAUUCUGAAGAGCAGUACAGUUCUCUGUCAAAGCUGACAUUUAUCCCUGAAACCACUUCGCUGAAAACAGUUUUAUCUGGUCAUUUAUCAUCAGCAUUCCCAUGAAUUUAGCUUAUCAUAUUAUUGCUCGUGUGGGAACCACUGUAGGUGAAUUGGUUGCCACACUUCCUAUGCUGCAACAAACUACUUCAUUAGUAGUAAAAACAGUAUAACUACUGAACUAAAGUGGGUAGAUUUAAGAUACAGGACAGCCACGAUUUAAUGUGGUAGUCAGAUUCAAUGUGCAGUUCCUCCUUAAAGCAUUUAGAAUGAAGUAUUCAACGUGUAUAAAGAGACUGUUGCAAAAGGGAACAGCAUAAACUUUCUAAUAAAAUUACAUUGUUACUGAGGUGAAAGGCUCAUUGUAAUGGUGAAUAGUUUUCCAACUUUUUCUGAGCUGUCUGGCCUUGACUGAUUUUGGUGAAGGAGAUGCAUGGGUGUGUAGCCAUGCAAAAAAGAAUUAAAAGUUCUCACUAAAUUUAGAGGAAAUUUUGGUGAAGACAUUUUGUCUACUAAGGCCAGAUAACUCAGGUUAUCACCUUGUCCAAUAUCUACUCUCCUACUUACGGUGGUAAAGAGAGGAAAAUAAAGUUUUUGUCUUGCAGUUAUCAGGACAAAUGCAAGAAUGCCAAAUUUCAAACAAUUGCACCAAUUUAUACCACACGAGAAACAGGAUGCUGGUUGGUUGGCAAGUUGACUCAGAUUGGCUGACCUGUAGCCACAGAUAGCAACAGGGAAGCUGCAGACUCCUCAACAGUCUGCAUAACACAAAAAGCACCCAAGGCUCUCUGGCAAUUUUUCACAAUGUUGAUGCUGUAUUUGCGUUCAACCAUGAUUGUGGUCUAUCCCAUGACAUUUAUUUUUGAAUAGAUUCUUUGGAAGUUUCUAAUGUGCAAACUGAAUAUCAAAAUACAUAACUUUUUAAAACCACCCCCCCCCCCCCCCCCCUGCCAAUUUAGUUUUGCUCGGCACAGUGUGCACAGAUCAGUUAAUGAGGCUUUUGGUGGCUCUUCAUCCUCAGCAAAGAACCUUACCUCUGAUCUCAGCCCCUGUCCUGUCCAUACGGCUCAGGUCAUCGCCUGAGAAGUAGGCCAUUCAGCCCACCGAGUCAGCUCCACCAUUCAAUAGGAUCAUUGCUGAUCUGAUAAUCCUCAACUCCCUUUUGACAGAGACAGAGGAAGAAAUUCACUUGGAGCAGUAGUGCAAAGCUUGUGACUGACACAAUGAAAGACUGUCCCCAUCCCCAGUUAAUGAUGUAGUUUUCAACUGUAGUCACUGCUCCAUUGUAGGAAACACAGCAGCCAAUUUGUACACAACAAUCUCCCACCUUAAUGAUCAGAUAACUUCUUCAAGUGAGCAUAGAAUUUUAUACAGCAGAAGGAGACCAUUCAACCCAUUGUGUUUGUACCAGCUCCUGAAAGAGCUCCUCAGUUGGACCCACUCUCUAGCCCUCUCUCAAUAGCCCUCUAAAUUCAUCACUUUCAAAUACAUAAUAAAAACCAAAAGAACUGUGGAUGCUGUAAAUCAGGAACAAAAACAAAGUUCCUGGAAAAGCUCAGCAGGUCUGGUAGCCUCUGUGAAGGAGAAAACAGGGCUAAAAUUUCAGGUCAGAUGACCCUUUCUCAGAACAGUUCCAAUGAAGGGUCACUGGACCCGAAAUGUUAACUCUGUUUUCUUCUUCACAAAUACUGCCAGACCUGCCGAGCUUUUCCAGCAACUUUGUAUUUGUACUUUCAAAUACUUCAGACUUCUCUUGAAAUCUCCUAGGGAAUUCACCUCGACUACUCUCCCAGGCAGCACAUUCCAAAUCCUAACAACUCUCUGAGUAAAGAUAUUUCUUCUCCUCUCACUCCUGGCUGUCUUGCUAAGACUCUUGAAAUUGUGACCCCUAGUUACUGAUAUGUCAACUAAAGGAAACAGAAUGUUCUCUUUACCCUGUCAAAAUUGUUCAGAAUUUUGAAUAAAAUCAUCUCUUAAUUUCCUCUGUCCCUAAUUUAGUAAGACCAAUUUCUCUAAUCUUUAAUCUAAAAUCCCCCAUGCUGAUAUAAUUGUAGUAAAUCUCCUUUACACUCUCUCCACGGCUUUAACAUUUUUCUUUGAUAAGGUGCCUAGAACUGAACACAGUACUUCAGAUGUGGUCAGACCAAUAACUUGUCAAGGUGUAGUUUCACUUCCUUCUUUUCUACUCUAUGCCUCUCUUUAAAAACCCAAAAAUCUGUUCCAACAUGUCUGGCUCUCUUCAGAGAAUUAUGCACUUGAACCUUGAGUCCCAUUGCUCCUGUACUCCUCUCAAAGUUGUUGGUUGAGGGAUAAGUAUUGGUCCGAUGCAGCCAGAAAUUUGUUUGUUUUUUCAGAUUUCCAUUAUGCUCGUUUCUUAGUUUUAGUUUAGAGAACCUACCUAUGUGGAUGUUUAGGAGUUUGGUUCGUUUACUAUUGCCAGACACUGGACCAACUAAGCAGCAAGAGAUAAUGAAUGUCUUCCAGAGUUAUCAAAAAAGCCAUCUGCAUCAGAAUCCAAUCAUAGAAAUUUGUGUAUAUAAGGAACAACAGAGUUUAGUCUUUAAGACUUUGUCUCUCUAUUUAUGGAAUUGUUGGGUUGGGAUGUCUGGUUUUUCCAACCUAAGUAGAUUGAUUACCUGAUGACGAAGAUAGCAUUUAUGAUAGGCGCACAUGAACAGAGUUAAGCUAUUCAACCCCUUAAGCCUGUUCUGCAAUUCAUUAAAAUCAUGGCUGAUUUAUGGGCUAACUGUAUAUACCAGCCUUUGGCCCAUAUCCUUUAACACCUCAGCUUAAUGAAAAUGUGUUGAUUUAAAAUUAACAACUGAUCCAGCAUCAACUGCCAUUUAAGGAAGAGAGUUCCACACCUCUGCUCACCUUUGCAUGUAGAGAUGCUAACAUCUUUCCUGAACACUUCUCAGUUUAUUGAGUUUCAGGUAUUACAUUGUGUAAUUCAAAGUCACUGGCAAUGAAGGAAAUGUGAGAAAUAAUCACACAAGAUGGACUUCGUGAUUUUCCAGAAUGAUUUGAGCUGUUCAAGAUUAUACAGGGUGGAGAUCAACUGACUUCCAAUAAUGUUUGAUAAACUCUGUGAUGAUAAAGUACAGAUUCUGCUUGGGCAGAUGGUGGAAUUUAAGUUCACGUCAUACAUUUGUGAGCUUAAACCAUUCAGUUCAAUAGCAAUUAAGGGUUAGAAACAAAUCCUGCCCUUGGCAACACCCAAAUCCCAUCAAAGAAUGAAGAGAACAGAAUGGGAAAUAUUCUUACGUGCAUGUUGUUUUGUGCACUGAAGUUAUGAAAUCUUUGAGCCCUGUUCUUAUCUCUCAGAGGUCUUUGGAUUCAAAUCCAAAUCUGGAACCUGAGCGCAAAAAUCGAUGCUGACACUCCGAUACAGAACUAUGAGGCUGUACAGUUGGAAGUGCAGAUGUUUAGAUCAGCUAUUAAACCAAUACCCAUAUGUCCACCUCAGGAAAAUCUCAGGGUACUAUUUCAGCAACAGAUCAAGGAAGAGCUUCCGAGCAUUCUGGCCAAUAUUUAUUUUAAAUUAAUGUCAUAAAAUUAGAUACUUCAGGAUCAUCAUUGCAGUAUUUUUUGUGAGAACUCCUUUACAAUUCAUUACAGGAUGUGGGUGUCUCUGACCUGUCCAACACUUAUUGCUCAUCCUAAUUCCCCAGAGGGUAGUUAAGAGUCAACCACAUUGUUGUGGGUCACAGUCACCAGACCAGACCAAGCCUUCCUGAAUGGACAUUAAUGAACUAGAGGGGUUUCUUUUGACAGUUAGAUCAUCAAUAGGCUAGUGUUUUCUUGAAGACUUUUAUUGAUUUAAUUUCAUAAUGUGCCAUGGUGGGAGUCACCAAUUCAUCAGCCUGGGGUUCUGAAUUUAUUAGUCCAGUGACACCGCCUCUCUUGUCAUAUUUCUGACGCAGCAACAAUGAUUACACUUCAAACAUACAACAUUGAAUGUAAAGCUUUUGCAAUAUCUGAUGGUCAUGAAAAGUACAAUAAUAAAUGCAAAAAAUUCUAAUGCUAAUAUUGCACAUAACCAAUUGUGGUUCCUCUUGCAAUGCACGGAGAGAAUUUUAUACCUCUUUUCAAAGUCUUCCUUUAACAUUUCCAUUAUACAAAUAAUUGUUUGUUAGUACAGAGCUUGAGUAUUGCCAAAAAAAGACACAUUUUGUUGAGGCAUUUUGUCUUGCACUCAUCAGGACAAUUUGCAAGAAUGCCAGUGUAGAAGGAAAACAACAUCUUUACUGAAUGAGAGCAGAGUUCUGAUUGCUUGGCUAGUGGAUGUUGAUCGAUGGAAUCAUUACCAUGGAGAGCAAGCAUGGCAUUGCCAACCGAUAGCAUUCUCUUUUUAAACAAUAUAAAUUUUGGCUUUUCUUCAGAUCAGUAUUUCUUGAGAACUGUCCCAAGAACAAGAUGAAAAGCUUUGACAAAAUGUGCCUUUUAUCAGCAAUUUCCAUUAUAAACCCACAUUUUCAAUGCAGCAAUAACAGGAAAUGCUGAAACUUCUUGAGUCACCUUAGUCCAUUAAGGGCACUUUAAAGUGCAUGUUGUUAUAAUACUUAGCAGGCCAGGUAGCAUCAAUGGGGUGAGGGCGAUAACAUUUCAGGUCGAUAAACUCCAAUUGAUUCUUGAGGUUGUGCUUAUUAAUUCUUCUUUUAAACAGCUCACACUACAUUUACAAUUUGCUACCAACAGCAGGAUUGUUGAGUCCCCACUUGAUGAGGGACUAUUGAGAGUGUGACACUGGCCACUGUAUUGUGAAGCUGGAUAUUAGGAAUCUUUGUUCCAAGUCCAUUAGGUUUUCUCAUGAAGUUUUGUAUUCGUCAAGUUUAGGAAUGUUAAUAAUGAGGGAUUCCCUUACAGCCAGGAGACUGUCCUCCUGUUAACCCAGAUUCCAAUGGGCUACAAUCCACUGCAUCACCACUAUUUGUUUAUUGCUGUUUCUGACCCAACUCAAGUGAGGUAGCAGACCUGCAUGUUGCUGAGAACUGUGACAUUUUUAUAUAUACAAUGCCCUGUGGCUGAUCUGCUCACUGCAUUGUGGAUUCUGGAAUAAAGAUUUUUAAGUUUGACUGCUGUGCUUUUAGAUAUUUUCAAAUCAACCUGUUUGGAGAUAGUAUUAUCUGAAGCAGGCUCAAAGGUAGAGACGCUACCACUAUGCCCCAAGAUCGUUUGGAGUGUGCUUUUAGAUAUUGUUUAACUGCUCAGGGACGAGAACCCGGGCCUCCUGGCCCAGAGGUAGGGAUGCUAUCAAGGUGUCACAAGAACUCUUGGACUGUGCCUGAAAUUGAUAAAUGUUAAUCACUCAUAAACAGGCUGGCAUGACAGGGAAGUUGCUACAGCUUGUACAUUCAGGUUCUUGGUCAAAAUGGGCCUUUUCUUUCCCUUCCUCCACCCUCCACCCCCCCCACCCCAGUUAUUGUGCAAUUGUAGCAAAGUAGGAUUCCAGAAGGAAAACUCGCAAAUACACACAUAGGUCCAACUUGUUUUGCAUGUCUCACAACAGUGUUCCAGUAUGACUGGUAUGUUCGUUUCCAAGUGUUACUGCUUUUGUUAUUAUUUUGUUUUCCUCUGGAACACUAUCGUGUGACAUCUGAUGCUGUAUUAAAGCAGUGGUUCUGAAAUGUUUCCAUCUAUGGGUUGUUUGGGAAGUGGGAUGCAACAGAAUCACAGGCUUGUUACAGCGCUGGGGCUAGUCGGCCCAUUGUGCUUACUGCUCUAUUGCCAAAUCUCCUGCCUUUUCCCUAUAUCCCCCCCCCACCCCACACACCUUCUAUAAAAUAAUCAUCCAGUACUCUCAUGAAUGUCUCAAUUAAACCACCAAAUGUCACGAUAGUGCAUUCCAGAACUACUUGCUUAAUGAAAAAGCUCUUUCCUCUCUUGCAUUACCUUUGCUUCCUUUGCACAUCACUUUAAAGACCCUGGCCAGACUACCCAUUAGUCCAAUUCCCCCCUUCCCCAUGCACCAAUUUUCUAUUGCCUGCUCAAAAACAAAAUUUGAGCCGUGGUUUUCAAAUCAUUUCCUCUAUGUGGGGGGGGGUCAUAUGGAAACGAGAGGGAAACAGCAGUGGUUCAGUGGUUAGCACUGCUGCCUCACAACGCCAGGGACCUGGGUUCAAUUCCACCCUCAGGUGACUGUCUGUGCAUGUUCUCCCCGUGUCCAUGUGGGUUUCCACCCACAGCCCGAACAGUCAGUGUGGACUUGUUGGGCUGAAUGGCCUGUUUCCACACUGUAGGGAUUCUAUGAACAGCAGAAUCACAGAAUUGUUACAGUAUGGAAGGAGGCCAUUCAGCCCAUCAGUGGUUGUAGGAAGGUGAGACCAGAAUGGGGCUGUUCUUCAGUGACCUGAUACGGUAACACCUGUCUCCAAACUGGAGGGUUUCAGUCUCGAAUCUGGCUCCACGUUCAGCCUCUCCCCCAGAUGUAGUGAGGAGGAGGGGCAGAUGAAAAAUCCAAGAUGGCAGUUUUAAAAAUCCCACCAAAGAAUGAAUCGAACAGAUUCGCACGCUCACUCAGGAUCUGGGCCUAGCUUUGCCCAGCUUCCCACAUUGCCCACAGGGAGAGGGGUGUUGUUCACUUGGGAGGCAUCUGGGGCUUGGGAACUGCCAGUGGGCCCCAAGCACCCACGUUAACAAUAACCACUGGUGAGUCCAGCAUGUGCGACGUGAAAGACUCGCAGAACAGUUCAGAAAGAGAGUCGACGAUCUUCUUUGCCAUUUUCGCUGGGCCUGCGCCUCUCUCAAAUUUCCCAACACCUUUUCGUUCUGAAGGAGAGUUGCCCCAGACUCGAAACUUUGACACUCGUUUGUCUCGCCCCACAGAUGCUGCCAGACCUGCCGAGUUUCUCCAGCAUUCUCUGUGCUCGUUUCAGAUAUAAAAUAAAGCCCGUCAAAAAAAUAAAUACUGGAACGAAUAAACAGAUGGACAGAAACCAGUUCUAGCCCUGCAGUAGAAAUAUCGAAUGAUGUUGAAGAAACAUCAAAUACUGUGACGUGGAUGUGCCGUUAAGUGUCGGGUUCAGUCAAAAUCAACCAGAUAGAUUAUGAGGACACUCCUUGAGGAGAGAUACCAACAGAAAAUGCAUCAUGGAAGAACUAAUACACAGGACAUAGUUGCGCACAAUCAACCUUCCUGGUUAACUGACCAAGAUUAAGACAGGAAAGUGCAUUCAAUACUGCACUGUGCUUACAUUGGAGGUAGUAACCUGACUAGGUCUCAGGCUUAAGUUUAUAUCUACACACUUCUGAAAUGGAAAAGGGAUGUGAAAUGUUUGUAUUUUUAAACACACAAAUAUUCAUUUCUCUCCCCACACCUGCCCUUCACUAGUGUUGCCAACUCUCCAGGAUUGGUCUGGACGACAGAGAUUAAUCUCCAGGACACUGCUGUGAGCAAAACAGGUGGUGAAAAUGUCACAAAAAAAAACAUUUGCCCUUCAUCAUCUCAGAAGGCAUUUGUUUAUUCAUCACAAUAAUAUUGGAGAUAGUAUGUUGGGAAGUGUGGGGGUUGACAAUUUUGGAGGUCAUGCCCAGGAAUAUCUGCAACUAGAGUUGGUAACUCAUUCCCAGCAGCAGCCCCUUCCCAAAACCACCACAACCUGCUAGAGAGUCUUAGAGUCAUACAGCACAGAAUAAGACUCGUAGUCCAACCAGUCCAUUUGACCAUAAUCGCAAACUAAACUGCAUCUGCCUGCACUUGGCCCAUAUCCCUCCAAACAUUUCUUAUUCAUGUACUUAUCCAAAUGGCAUCUAAACAUUGUAACUGUACCCACAUCCACCACUUUGUCUGGAAGUUCAUUCCAGAAGCAAACCACCCUGUGUUUAAAAAAGCAACCCGCCAUUUGCCUUAUCUAUUGCCCCACAUGAUUUUAUAAACCUCAAUAAGAUCACCCCUCAACCUCCUAUGCACCAUGAAAAAAAUCCCAGCCUCUCCUUAUGACUCAAACACUCCAUUCCCUUUGACAUCCUGGCAAAACUCUUCUGAAUCCUCUCCAGCUUAAUACUAUUCUGCCUAUAACAGGGCGACCAACUAAUUAAUGAGAAAUGAGCAAUGUCAUGAGAACACUAUCACUUCUCCUAGUUUCCCUCAAACACAUAUAGUGAGCCCAACAUCGCUGGUCGCUAUCCUAGAGUUGCAAUUAACCAUUACCAUCAAAAACUCCAUCAAGAAGCUUGGCGAAACAGAUUGAGCUCUAUCUGAGGGCAAGAGUUGAAAGGUUUUUAAUUUGUCAGCAGGGAAGCACAUCCUGCCCAGCCUUACUGAGUUCCCCCAUGUAAAAGCCUCGCUGACAGAAGAACAAUCAGCUCUAUGGUGUGUUGUACCCUGAUCACUGCUAAGACCUGACAAAACAGUUGGCCAGACUCAGAGGUCGGGUUGCCAGCAGUGGUUGGAUGUAUUGUUGGGCAUUUGAUCUCCAACCUUCGACAUUCCUGCCUCAACCCCCUCACAGUUUAACCUACCUACCAUGGAGACUAAGGGCCAUUCUGUCAUCAAGUUACAAGUAAUUGAACUCCUCAUUGCCUGAUUGAAUGACCUUUGACCAACAUCCCUUCUAAUAUUUUGAUUGUUGUCCAUGUCUUAAAGGGGUCACAGCUUUUGACUGUUAUUCGGUCUGUUUUGUUUUUGUCUCCAUUAUUUUUGUGACUAGAAGCUGUUCAAGGAGAUUUUGUCUGCAGAAUGGUUGCAGCAUAGAAAGAGGUCAUUCAUUCCUAUACUGGCCCUCUAAGGCACGAUUCACUAAGUGCCACUCUGUUGAUUUCUUCCUGCAAACUUGCACAUUCUGCCUUUUCAGAACAUAGUUCAGUUAUCCUUUGAAAGGCUUGACUGAAUCUGCCUCCACUGGUUUGGUAGGUAUGAGCUCACUGGACCGAAUAGCAGAGUAGGAGGCUCCACCAGAGCUUGUCCACUCCACCCGUCCUUCUUUUCUUGUCUAUUUUUUUCCUCUUCGUGUUUUGUUCUUCCCCUUCUCUCCUGGCAUCUGACAAACUCCCCACACUCCGGCGAUGACUCUCAGCCUGGUGCAGUGGGGUCCUGACAUGGCGUUGUGACCUCCCGGCCUGGCGAAGCAACCCCCUGUAGCAGCCUCCCAGUGUGGCGUGGCAACCGACUGGCAACAUGCAGCGCCCACUCACCUACUGUAGCAUGCCAUUCUCAGCCAGGCUUGGCGGCUUGAACCAAUCUCCCAGCCUUGUGAUCCUCAAGAUGAAGCCUGGCACAGUGUGGUGCCAGGGCCCAGUGUGGACUGGAGGCUCAGUGAAAGCAUGGUCUGGGUUGGCAGGUCGUUGUUAUGAAUUUUUAUUUCUGCAACACUGGACAUCUAAUUUCUCUAUUUUCUAAGAUCUUGUAACUAAAGAUGCUGUACCUAGGUUCCUUUGUACCUAAGAUGUCGCUGUAAGUAGUGAUGUAUAAACUUUUCACUAUACUCACUGAGUAUAUCUGACAAUAAA